AUGGCCACAGAAGAACCAAUUGUCGCGGUGGAAUCAGUUCCCGAACCAAUUGUGACCGAACCAACCGUCACCGAGCCUGAGGUCCCGGAGAAGGAUGAACCAACUGGUGAAGUAGAGAAGACCAAGAAAACGAAGGAGUCCAAGCCUAAGAAAGCUUCCAAACCACGAAACCCUGCUUCCCAUCCUUCUUACGAAGAGAUGAUUAAGGACGCGAUAGUCUCGCUGAAGGAGAAGAGUGGCUCGAGCCAAUACGCGAUUGCGAAAUUCAUUGAAGAGAAACACAAGCAGCUUCCUGCUAACUUCAAGAAGCUAUUGCUUCAAAAUUUGAAGAAAAAAGUUGCAUCUGGAAAGCUUGUUAAGGUUAAAGGUUCGUUCAAGCUUUCUUCAGCGGCUAAGAAGCCUGCCGUCGCCAAGCCGAAGACAAAGCCAGCUGCAAAGGUUGCUUCAAAGGCCAAAGCUGUAGCAGCCAAGCCCAAAAAAGCUGUUGCCAAGCCCAAAACGGUUGCUUCUAAGGCUAAACCAACUGCUGCGAAGACUAAAGUUGCUGCCAAGGCUAAGCCAGUUGUGAAACCGAAGUCCAAGGGGAAGCCAGCGAAGGUUGCAAAGACAUCGGCUAAGACAACACCGGGGAAGAAAGUUGCCGCUGCGAAGAAAGUUGAGGUUGCAAAGAAAGUUCCGGUUAAGAGCGUUAAGGCUAAAAGCGUGAAGACUCCAGUGAAGAAGGUUUCUGUUAAGAGAGGUGGAAAGAAAUGA
Molecule: messenger RNA, 753 nt
Organism: Vicia faba (fava bean)
Lineage: Eukaryota; Viridiplantae; Streptophyta; Magnoliopsida; Fabales; Fabaceae
Source: the annotation of a GenBank genome assembly